Molecule: messenger RNA, 1382 nt
Organism: Poecilia reticulata (guppy)
Lineage: Eukaryota; Metazoa; Chordata; Actinopteri; Cyprinodontiformes; Poeciliidae
Source: RefSeq, a predicted model, not a curated record
AAAUGAUUAAAACUCAGAAGUUUCCUUGAUUUUUCUAGAAAAUAAACUGCAAAUAAUUUUUCUAGCAAAACGUUGAUUAUUCAAGCUUAGAAAUGUCCUUGUUUUGUUUUUUUGUUUGCUUUUCAGAAAAUUCCUAAGUUUAAUUUCAAAAUGUCUAAAAAGAAAUCCAAGUUGGAGUUUUUCCCUAAAGCUUUAUUUUAGAGUUUCUGAGUCUUUUGGCGGACAUUUUUUCUAUCUGCUCCAAUAAACAGUCGCAAAAUACAGACAAGAACAGAAAGUUGAUCAAAAAGCCUUAAAGUUUUUGUUUCUUCUACAGAAUGAAUAUAAUCUCUCACAGAAAUGACAUUAUUAUUCUAAAUCAGUCACAAUCAGUCACAGUUUGUCCUGUUGGUGAAGACCUGCAGUAAAAAGGUCAAAUUUGUUUUCCUCCUGCUGAAUAUUUGACAAGCAAAUAAUAUGCUAAUAUGUCCGCCCGGAGCCGAGCAUGUGAUCGUGGGUCUGGAUGCCCGCGGAGCCGCUCAGCCCUCAGCAAACUGCGCUCCAUGCGGGUGAAGCUGUUUGUCUUCAGGCGGGGCGUUUCUCUGCUGGUGCGCGGUCCCGACCUGCUCCGCUAUACAAAGGAUGAAGGAUCCCGGCCAGAGCAAAGCGCCCAGCAUGGCUCUCCUCCAGCACAUCGGGACCUGCCUGCCCUUCUUCCUGCUCGCCGUCACCUUUGACAUCCUGGGCCUGGUUCUGCUGUUCGUCGGGAUCUUCGGCGACCUGCGCAUCGACGGCCUCUUCUACGGAGACUUCUUGAUCUACUCGGGCUCCAUCAUCAUCUUCGCCAGCCUGGCCUGCUGGCUCAUGUGGUACGUGGGCAACAUCCGGGUGUCGGAGUACGACGGGCAGAAGAGGAACAGCAUCGCGCUGCUGGCCAGGAAGAUCUCGGAGAGGCUGAGCCUGAGGCCGAAAGGGGAGGACUGCGUGAAGUGCGUGGUGGAGGACGAGGACCGCAGCCAAGCGGGGACUCCUCCGAUGAAACCGGGAAAGGUGACGUGGGGCAAAUCCACGGUGUUCCUGAACGAGGGCUACGACGGCUCCACGGACGGCGCUGACGCGGAGCAGUCCGUGGACUGACCGGCUCGGUUCGCAUCCAGCCGCUUCCUGUCGGUCCAAAUGUUGAAAUCUGCCAAAACUUUCAGGUUCAGAAGUUAAACUUGCAGGACUGAAGGUCCAAUUUACUCUCAUUUCAAAAACAAUCUGCAAUUAUUAUUUCAAGUACGUUAAUGUUUUAACUAGACCAUUUGCACUGCUGAAGUGAUUCUGAUAAUUUAUUACACUCUAAAAAGAAAAUAGUUGAACCAAAUUAAUUGAAUUGCUUGUUACCUAUAGAAGCAAUUCAA